AUGACCUCCAGGAUGACUUUCCCACGCGAAUGUGACGUUCUGGUGGUGGGCAGCGGCAACGCCGGAUUCUCCGCGGCUGUAUCCGCCGUUCAAUCUGGGGCCGCUUCAGUGAUGUUGAUCGAUAAGUGCCCAGAGGCGUGGGCUGGGGGAAAUACAUAUUUCACCGCAGGGGCCUACCGUACGGUGCACGAGGGGUUGAAUGAUCUCCUCCCCCUGGUCAACAAUGUCGACCAAGAUCUGGCGACUCGAAUCGAUCUGAGCCCUUACACCAAGGAUGACUUUGCCAAUGACAUGCAUCGCGUGUGCAUGGGCCGCUCCGAUCCGCAGCUUGCGCAAACGCUCAUUUCUGACUCCAAUUCCGCAAUCAAAUGGCUGGCCCAAAAUGGCAUUCGGUUCCAGCUAUCAUUCAAUCGCCAAGCAUACAAGUUGAACGACAGAUACCAGUUCUGGGGUGGAUUGGCAUUGAAGACAGAGAAUGGGGGCAAGGGGCUCGUCGAUGAUCACAAAGAAGCUGCCCGUCGCCACGGGGUCACAGUCUGUUGGUCCACCGCGCUGACUGGGGUUGAUCUACAAACACCGGACAAGGACAGCGCAUUGUCGCACCCUCCGCGAGUGAAGGCUUCUGUUCUUCAGGAUGGGAUUGAGAAGACAAUUCACGCCCACUCCCUCAUUUUUGCCGCUGGUGGAUUUGAGGCCAAUCCCCGCAUGCGCUGCCAGUUCUUGGGGCCUGGUUGGGACAUGGCUAUGGUCCGAGGAACACCAUACAACACCGGUGACUGUCUGGAAAUCGCAAUCCGCGAGCUGGAUGCGAAGCCCGUGGGUAACUGGUCUGGCUGUCACUCAGUUGCUUGGGACGCAAAUGCAUCCGCCAACAUUGGAGAUCGCGAAGCAUCAAACGAAUACACCAAAUCUGGGUAUCCACUUGGCCUGAUGCUCAACACCAAGGGAGUUCGGUUCGUGGAUGAGGGUGUUGAUCUACGGAAUUAUACCUAUGCGCGCUUUGGAAAGGCCAUAUUGGCCCAACCAAAUCAUGUUGUCUUCCAGGUUUGGGACGCACAGACAAUUCCUUGGCUUCGUGAAGAAGAGUAUCGCGAGGAACGCGUUGAACGAAUCACUGCGAACACACUGGAGGAAUUGGCCCACAAGUGCUCCCAGCGGGGGUUGGAAGACCGUGCCCAAUUCGUGCGGACCAUUCAGGAGUACAACGAGGCCGUUUACGCGCAUCGUCGAGAGAACCCACGCGCUGAAUGGAACCCAGCAAUCCGUGAUGGGGUUUCGACCCAAUCCAGCACCAAGCAACUGGACCUUGCAAAGUCAAACUGGGCAUUAUCUAUUGACAAGGGUCCCUUUCUGGCCGUGAAGGUAUCCUGUGGCAUUACUUUCACUUUUGGCGGAUUGGCAGUUGAUCCGCAAACUGCUCGCCUGCUCCAGUCAUCUACUGGACAACCGAUCCCCAAUGUCUUCUGUGUAGGUGAAAUGAUGGGUGGACUUUUCUACAACAAUUAUGCAGGGGGUAGUGGCCUCACAUCGGGCGCGGUAUUCGGGCGACGUGCUGGACAUGCUGCUGCUCAAGUGGCUCUUGCCGCGAAGUCUGAACGUCAACUCGAAAGAGGUGACAGAACUGUGAAAUUGUAG
Molecule: messenger RNA, 1635 nt
Organism: Penicillium salamii
Lineage: Eukaryota; Fungi; Ascomycota; Eurotiomycetes; Eurotiales; Aspergillaceae
Source: the annotation of a GenBank genome assembly